AAUAUGAAAAAGUAGUUGAGAAGCUCCAUCAACUUUCAUCGGAGAAAGAUCAAAUGAUCCAGUUAUUGGUAGAGGGUUCUGGAAUAGUGAUGGGGAUCAAGAAGGGAUUGAAGAGACUUCUUCUAAUCUAUCCAUGUUGAUAGAUAGGUGCUUAAAGAAGAUAACGAAACAAACAAGUGAAUCAUUGGAGAUUCCUUUUGCGGAUGCAGAACUUUUUGAAAAUUUUCAGAGUCUUCUGUAUGUUAGGGAUCUGGAGUUGAUGCUUUGUGAGGAGAUACUGGAAGAAGAUAUGUUGUUGAGGUCACAACUGAAUGAUCUGUCAAAUCAGUUCCGAGUAACUUCUCAGGAACUCUUUGCUUUGAAGGAGGAGAAAGAUGUUCUACAAAAAGAUCUUGAACAGUUAGAGGAGAAAUCUGGUCUGUUGAGGGAGAAGUUAUCAAUGGCAGUUAAGAUAGGCAAGGGAUUGGUUCAAGAUCGGGAUAAAUUGAAAGUUUUUCUGGAGGAAAAGAAGUCGGAAAUUGAGAAGCUGAGGCUUGAAUUACAACUGGAAGAGUCUAGAGUUGCUGAGUCCACAGGGCAGAUCAGUACUUUGUUUGCUGAUUUAGAGCGCAUCCCAAAGUUGGAGAGAAACCUUGCAUCUAUGAAAGAGGAAAAGGAUCAACUUGAGAAGUUCUUUUUCGAGAGCAAUGGCAAAUUACAAAGGGUAAUUGAAUCUAUCAAUCGCAUUGUUCUUCCAGUUGACUCGGCAUUACUAGAGCCUGUAGAGAAGCUGAAAUUGCUUGCUGGGUACAUUGAUGAUUGUCAGACUUCCAAGAUACAGAUUGAACAAGAGUUGAGGGAAGUAAAGGAAGAGGCUACCAUCCGGGCUGGCAAGUUAGCAAAGGCGAGCAUCCUGGCUGGCAAGUUAACAGAGGCCCAAUCAACUAUGAAAUUACUUGAAGACUCAUUGGCUAUCGCAAAGGAUGAUUUCUCCCGACUUGCUGAAGAGAAAAAGGAGAUGGAAAUUGGUAAAAACAAUACAGAAAUAGAGUUACAGAAAGCAAUUGAAGAGAGAGAUGUAUCCCAAAGCAGGGUUUUGAAGUUGGAGAGUGAUGUAGGUGUGUUGGAAGUUUCAUGCAGAGAAGCGAGGCUGAAGAUAGAGGAAUAUCAAGCCAAAGAAGACAGAUGGAAAGAAAAAGAUGCAGAACUUUUGUCAUCAUACAAUAGCUUGUUAAUGAAAGAAAAAGAAGCUGAAGAGCCUCUCCUGUCAGCAUCUCAAACAAGAAUUUUGUUGAAAAAGUUAAGUGGGAUUGAAAUUCCUCUUGUGGAGUCCGACAGCCUGGAACCCCAUAGCUCUUCUGAUAUUAAGAAACUGUUUUCUGUUAUUGGUAGUUUCACUGAUUUGCAGAACCAAUUAAAUUUGCUAUCUUAAAGUGUACGCUUUCAAGACAGAAUUUUGAAAUU
Messenger RNA from Hibiscus syriacus, 1443 nucleotides. RefSeq names its product tropomyosin-like. The transcript is spliced from 2 exons. The record is from RefSeq and is a predicted model, not a curated record. The coding region runs from base 134 to 1411 and encodes 425 amino acids. Lineage: Eukaryota; Viridiplantae; Streptophyta; Magnoliopsida; Malvales; Malvaceae.